Haliotis rufescens (red abalone) is the source of this 843-nucleotide messenger RNA. Its product is annotated as ATP synthase-coupling factor 6, mitochondrial-like. Gene Ontology annotation, molecular function: proton transmembrane transporter activity. Lineage: Eukaryota; Metazoa; Mollusca; Gastropoda; Lepetellida; Haliotidae. Gene Ontology annotation, biological process: proton motive force-driven ATP synthesis. Bases 108 to 515 code for a protein of 135 amino acids. The record is from RefSeq and is a predicted model, not a curated record. The transcript has 4 exons.
UAGUUUUUAACUUGCAAUCACGGGCACCGGUCUCGUUCUUUCGCGUUGUAGUAUCGUCCUCGUUGAGUUGUCCUCUAUUCCGAAUUGCAGGUUACCGACUCAAAGAGAUGUUGACGCGGAUAGUAUCCCGGCUCGGCGCUGUCCGCCAAACUGUCAUCCAGCAGGCUCAGAGGAAUAUUGGAGUUACUGCUGCAGCAGCGCAGAAGACAGACCCCAUUCAGCAGCUUUUCGUAGAUAAAGUUCGGGAAUACUCACAAAAGAGCAAGUCUGCAGGAGGCAAGCUGGUGGAUGCUACACCCAAGGUGGAGCUGAGUCUCAAGGAGGAGCUGGAAAAGAUUGAUAGAAUAUUCGGAGCAACUGGCAAAGAUAUGACCCAGUUCCCCAGCUUCACCUUCUCAGAUCCUGAUUUGGGUGCACUAGGAUUGGGAGAAGUUAAGGAAAUACAGCAAGCUGUUAAACAAUCAGCUGUGGCUGAAGCGCAGGAAGAAGAUAAUACACCAUACUUUGAUUAUUAGAGAAAUAUUGACUUUAGAGCAUUUCGUUAUUAACAGCUGCAGUGCAGAGCCUUCAUCCCUGCACGUUGUCAUCGUGAUAAGAGCUGGUUGCUAGGCAAUUCUGUCAUAGAAGCCAAAUUUGGAUGCGGGGCAGUGUUGCAUUUACCUUGAUUUGGUUGUUAUGCAGUGUUGUCAUGGUAACCAAAUUUAGUUGCUAGGUAGUGUUGCGUUGGCAACAUGGCACACGUGGAAUUAGUGUGUAUUUAUGUUAAUGUUGUGGGAGAUUCAUUUGACCAACAACUCUCGUGAGAAUGUGUAAAUAGAAUGGAAAUUAAACUUUUCACAAAUA